AUGCAUACCAAGUCGCUCACAGAAGGGGAGUUGGACGAGAUCUACGCCUUCGCUGUACAACUCGGCAAGGAUGCUGGCAAGCUACUCCUCGACGCUGCCCAGUCGAGAUUCAACGGCGAGAACACACAGGAAGUUGUCGAAAAAGACAGUUCGGUAGAUAUCGUAACAAAAACCGACGAAGACGUGGAAGCCUUCAUCAAGACAUCCAUCCACCAACAAUACCCCGACCAUGCCUUCAUCGGCGAAGAGACCUACUCCCAAGGCACAUCCCGCGCCUACCUCAUCUCCAACACCACGCCCACCUGGUGCGUUGACCCGCUCGACGGCACCGUCAACUACACGCACCUGGUGCCCAUGUUCUGCGUAUCCAUCGCCUUCAUCGUCCACGGCCAGCCCGCCAUCGGCGUAAUCUGUGCGCCGCUGCUCAGCCAGCUGUUCACGUCGUGCCGCGGCCGCGGCGCCUGGCUCAACGAGACGCAGCGCCUGCCACUGGUCCGCUGCCCCGUCCCGCCUAUGCCGGUGGAUGCGCCGCGUGGCGCGACGUUGGAUCUUGCAUACACGGCGAUGGGGGCGUUUGAUAUUUGGUGGGAGGGUGGGUGUUGGGAAUGGGAUGUCGCCGCUGGUAUUGCCAUCCUCCAAGAAGCCGGCGGGUUGGUAACGACUGCGAACCCUCCUAAGGACCCCGCAACCGCGCGGAUAGAGGACGUGGGGUUGGGAAGUCGGCUAUACUUGGCUAUACGUCCCGCAGGGCCCUCAACCACGGAGUCGGGACGCGAAGGGCAAGAGAGGACCGUCCGGGAGGUAUGGCGGCGUGUAAGAGAGCUCGACUACACUCGGCCGGCCGCUUGA
Molecule: messenger RNA, 849 nt
Organism: Chaetomium globosum CBS 148.51
Lineage: Eukaryota; Fungi; Ascomycota; Sordariomycetes; Sordariales; Chaetomiaceae
Exons: 6
Coding region: 1-849 (282 amino acids)
Biological process (GO): phosphatidylinositol phosphate biosynthetic process; inositol metabolic process; signal transduction
Molecular function (GO): inositol monophosphate 1-phosphatase activity
Source: RefSeq, a predicted model, not a curated record